This is a messenger RNA of Adineta steineri, 1707 nucleotides long. The record is from the annotation of a GenBank genome assembly. NCBI's taxonomy places the organism in Eukaryota, Metazoa, Rotifera, Eurotatoria, Adinetida, Adinetidae.
AUGGCUGCUCAAAGGUUACUUACCGAUACAAAUGGACCCUAUUAUGGAAAUGGUAGUGGAGAUUUUUCAACAACAAAUGGUCCCAAUGGUAAUAACAAUAUGUAUCAACCAACAUUUACUAAUGAAACAUCGUCAUCAUCCCCGAUUCCUCAUCAUCUACAAACUCUUCUUGGACCUAUCGGUGAAUCUUCAACAAAUACGAAUCAUGCGAACAGUGUAAAUGCCGAUAAUCAAAUAAAACAACAAAAAGAUAUGAUCUACAGCCAUCCAUUAUUUCCUUUAUUGGCAUUAAUCUUUGAAAAAUGUGAAUUAGCAACUUGUACACCAAGAGAUUCUGGUGGAGCAGGAGAUGUUUGCUCAUCUGAAUCAUUUAAUGAUGAUGUUACGGAAUUUGCUAAACAGCUUCAAAAAGAUCAAAACUAUAUAACAACAAAUCCGGAAUUAGACAAUGUGAUGAUUCAAGCAAUACAAGUAUUACGAUUUCAUUUGCUUGAAUUAGAAAAAGUUCAUGAAUUAUGCGAUAAUUUUACUCAUCGUUAUAUAACAUGUUUAAAAGGAAAAUUACCAAUGGAUUUAGUAAUCGAUGAACGUGAUUCAAAUGUUUCAUCAUCAAAAUCAGGUGAUGAAGAUGAUCAAGAUGAUGAUCAAUCAAGUCCUCAACCACCAUCAGGAUUUCCACCACAUCCACCAACAAGUUCAUCACGUUCAUCAUCUUAUAAUCAACAUAGUCCAGAUGGUUCAACAGCAUUAUUUCCUCAUCCAACUAAAUCACUUCGAUCAUCAUCAUCACAAUUAACACCAUUUGUUUCACCUCAUCAUCUUGGACAUCAUCCUCAUCAUCUUCCACCACCAUCAACAACACAUUUUCAACAACAAUUACCUCCACCACCUCCACAUCCAUCAUAUUCAAAUCAUCUUGUUGGUCAUCAUUCAUCACUUUUAACUCAUCCACAACAACAACAACAACAACAACAACAGCAACAACAACAUUUUCAUCAUUCAAUACAUAAUGAUGAUACACAAUCGACACAUUCUUCGUCAGAUACAAAUACUCCAAAUCCUAACCAACCAACAAUGAUCAAUAUGACAAAUACUAAUAAUAGUUAUCAUAGUUUACAUGACAAUAAUAGUGAAACGGGUGACAAUUUUGGUAAUAGUGUUGGUUCAGGUGAUGACGAUGAUCUUGAUGAUAAUACAAAAAAACGUCAAAAAAAACGUGGAAUCUUUCCAAAAGUAGCAACCAAUAUAAUGCGAGCAUGGUUGUUUCAACAUUUAACUCAUCCAUAUCCGUCCGAAGAACAAAAAAAACAAUUAGCUCAAGAUACUGGUUUAACAAUUUUACAAGUUAAUAAUUGGUUUAUUAAUGCUAGACGACGUAUUGUUCAACCAAUGAUUGAUCAAUCAAAUCGUGCUGCCCAUGCUCAAAAAGCCGCUAUACCAUCGGAAUUUACUGAUUGUUUUGGACCAUAUUCUCCUGAUGCAGCUGCAGCUGCUGCUAUGCAUUAUCAAUUUAGUGGAGGUUAUCCAACAGCACCUCAUGAUAUCUUUGGAUCUUACGCUCAAAUGUCACAAUUUCGAAAUCCAAUGAUGAUGAUGUAUCCAGGUAGUUAUCCUGUAUCAUCAAGUCCAACUAGUAUGAUGGAUCCAAUGGGUCAUCAUCAUCAUCAACAACAAGAAUCAUCAGCAGUUACAAGUGGAGCUUCGUAA